This is a messenger RNA of Microthlaspi erraticum, 1488 nucleotides long. NCBI's taxonomy places the organism in Eukaryota, Viridiplantae, Streptophyta, Magnoliopsida, Brassicales, Brassicaceae. The record is from the annotation of a GenBank genome assembly.
AUGGCAACUUAUUAUAAAAGUAGUGGCUCAAGUGACAUUUAUUCAAGACCAACUGUACCUGAGUUUGUCUCUGGAAACGCAAUGAUCUACACGAAUCCUGAGGUUACUUACUCAGAGACGUUUCAUGGAGAAGCAAACAACAACAAUGCCUCAGCUUCAAAAGAGAUUCAAGUAUUGUCAAGUUUUGGUAGACCUACACAAAUGCAGGAGAUUCAAGAUUCAGGUUCUUGGAGAGAUCAAGAAGACAAUGACAUAAACUUCUUCCCGGUGAUGAUGCGUCCCACCACAGGACCAGGACAGGGACUGUCCCUUGGCCUAAGCUCGCAGAUUGAGACAUCGAGAGGCAAUAACAAUGAGUAUGCAACACAGGUCGUUUCGGGUUUCACUCGAACCAUUCACAACUCAAAGUAUCUCAAAGCUGCUCAGGAGCUUCUUGAUGAAGCUGUCAAUGUUAAGAAAGCUUUGAAACAGUUUCAGCCAGAAGGAGACAAGGUUGAUGAAGAGAAAGAGAAGAAUCUUCAAGAAAUGAGCACGAAUCCUCCUGCUGAUAUCCCUCAAGGAGAGAGACAGGAUCUGCAGAAUAAGUUGUCGAAACUCUUAUCGAUAUUAGACGAGGUUGAUAGAAGAUACAAGCAGUAUUACCAUCAGAUGCAGAUAGUUGUGUCAUCUUUCGAUGUGAUAGCCGGUUGUGGAGCAGCUAAACCAUACACAGCACUCGCGCUUCAGACCAUCUCGAGGCAUUUUCGUUGCUUAAGGGAUGCGAUAUCAGGACAAAUCUUGGUGACGAGGAGAAGUUUAGGAGGUGAAAGUGAUGGUUUAGAUGGGGGAGGAGUGAGGAUAAGCAGGUUAAGGAAUGUUGAUCAGCAGGUUAGGCAACAAAGAGCGUUUCAGCGGUUAGGCGUGAUGCAGCCUCACGCUUGGCGGCCUCAACGCGGUUUACCUGAUUCCUCUGUUUUGAUCCUCCGCGCUUGGCUCUUUGAGCAUUUCCUCCAUCCUUAUCCCAAGGAUUCGGACAAGAUCAUGCUAGCUAGACAAACAGGGUUGAGCCGAGGCCAGGUGUCGAACUGGUUCAUAAAUGCGCGUGUGCGUCUCUGGAAACCGAUGGUGGAGGAGAUGUACAUGGAGGAAUUCACAGGCGCACUGGAGGAGAAUGGUGCCAACUUGUCUUCCGAAAACACACAAGAAACCGCAGAGAUUCAAGAACAGCCGAUCGAGUCUAGUUCCAACAACGGGCAAGUAUCCGGCGUGGCAAGCAGUAGCAUGGGACAGAGCACGGUUGCUCGUGGUGGUGACCGGUUCAUGAUGGUGGCUGACAUGACAAGAAAUGGUAGUGGUGGGAUGUCUUUAACGUUGGGGAUUCAGAAUUCCGACGCUCGCGGCGAUGUACCUAUGUCCGGUGGGAUAGAUAACUACGACAGUACCAUCCCAGGAACCGGUUUCCAGCACCGGCUUGGCUCUUCACAAUUGUUGCAUGAUUUUGUAGCUUGA